This is a messenger RNA of Vollenhovia emeryi, 2715 nucleotides long. RefSeq names its product lipoma HMGIC fusion partner-like. NCBI's taxonomy places the organism in Eukaryota, Metazoa, Arthropoda, Insecta, Hymenoptera, Formicidae. The transcript is spliced from 5 exons. Gene Ontology annotation, cellular component: membrane. Bases 1355 to 1975 code for a protein of 206 amino acids. The record is from RefSeq and is a predicted model, not a curated record.
GACGACGACGACGACGGAUCGCAUCCGCGCACGCUACGUUUCUUCUCGUCGUCAGUCGUCUCGUCUCCGUUCGCUCGAGAAAGAGGUGUCAUCGAGCUGAAAUUAAAUUUCAACCUUGUCAACGUGGACAUCAAUUUUCCGCUUUGUGAUUUCCUCGAGAUUUUUCGCGUCGCGAACGUGAGAGUGACGGCGCCCGGCUUUGCGGAUGACUUGUCUCCGGGAUGAUAUGAAUAUUUUACUGUACGAAUGCUUCGCUUAUCGGGAACGCGGCUGAGAGCGAGCACCGCAGCGCGGGUAGCGAAGCCGCGACGGUGGUCAGAGGUCUAUAAUUAACCGUGGAGGAAGCGUCUGGCAGCGGAACAAAGUACUAUAUCUGCAAGAGCUUCGAGUCCACAAGUGGACUAUCGGUGGAUGAGCAACGCGAAGGGAAAAAGAAGGAAGGAUGCGGCUUGCACAUCGCAAUAAACGUCGCAUUGCGAACGACUAGGCAGAUUUACGGAUCGAAGCGAUCCCUGGGCCACUCGUCGAGGGAGGAUCGUCGACAAACGGCGUUAAUAAGUCUCCGCGGAAUAAUGAACUUCUUGAAUCUGGGUGGCAGUUGUGCGGAAACUGAGCGGAUCAACCACGGAACUUGAAGCGGUGAACCGUGCGGUCGUUCGGAAGGAUAACUUUCUUAUUGGUUUCCCCGUGCGCUCGCGAGAAGUCGCGCCCCCGUCGCCCGGUAUGAAUUUUGCGGCGCGAGGCGUGUUACAGAGCGGCAAUCGGAAUUAACCGCGUGACUCAUUUCGGAGAAGUGAUAUUCUGAGCGACACCUCGGUCACGUUUUACGAGCGGAGUAAUUCCACCGCGGAAGCUAAAUUAACGGCUUCGCGUGCGGCCUCUCGUUGGCGGCGCUACAUCGGAAAACGACGACGAGGACCCCGAUGAUUAAGGGGAAAUGAUUAAAGCACUCGGAUGCUGGUACCCGAGAGAGAACGCGUCGCCAGGCACGUCCUGAUCCGCGAUUAGGAGGAGGUCGAUCGAUCCCGGGGAUUAACGCCCCGCGAGUGUCAAACGAGCCGCGACAGGAACAUCAAUACCCUAAUAAAUGUCACUCGCACGAUCGAUCGGCGCCUUUUGCCAGCCAUGACGUAAAGAGAGGGCGAUUUAACAUCGACGAGGGUCAACGGUGUCGAGAGCGGCUGUCGGGAUCGGCUGUCCACGUUCGUAGGCAGAUACCGAUCUCCUGUGCGGGCGCGUCAAAGUUCGUGAUCCUGACACCGUUCAGCGGGCUGGUCCCCUACGGUUAUGCAUGCGGAUGGAGGAUGAGCCGCGGUGCGUGAGGGAGAGAGGCGGACGCUUCUAAACCGAUGAGAUGACAGUGCUGUGCGUGCUGUGGGCUACUCUGUCCACCGUGGCCUCGAUCUUGGCGUGCUCUGGGUUUUACCUGCCUUACUGGAUCCAGGGACGACUGCUGGGAAAGGCGGACGCGUACUUCAGUUCCUUUCGGCGUUGCAACUAUCCGCGAAUCAGGGCGCCCAACGCCACGCCCGAGAUAGUUUACGAGUGCGCGAGGUACUCCAGUUUUUGGGACAUACCGAGUGCUUGGUGGCAAGCGAGCACAGUCACGAUGGGAAUCGGUGUCGCGAUCGCAGUGAUCGGGGCCUUGACGCUUCUAGCAGCGGCGUCUUCAUUCCUCCCGCAUAUACUCAAGACGCCGAAGCACACGAGGAUUUUAGGAUCCUUACAAUUAUUCGCUGCAGCGAUGAUAUGCGGCGGCCUAGUCAUGUACCCGAUAGGCUGGGAUAAUCGGGAGGUACGCGAAUCCUGCGGGAAGGGGGCCAACGUUUACAAUCUCGGGAAGUGCUCGGUGUCCUGGUCGAGUCACUUGCUGGUUGGCUCGGUGGCGUUGCUGAUGCUGUGCUUCGGCCUGAGCUUCUGCGCGGCGCGACACAAGCCCGACGCGAAUACGCACACGGAUCCCCUGCGCAUUUGACAAUCGAGGUACUCCCAGUCGAUACAUGCCUACGCCUCGCCGAAGACGACCACACUCUCCAUCGUCACGGUCUGUUGAUCGCGCGCGCCUGUUGCGUGCACGCGCCGUACGUACGUGUGUUGUACGCGGCCCGCCGUCCGCGAAGCCGGACAUACAUGUAAUCGCGCGCACAGACGCGAAUUCCGCGCGUUGCAGAAUCUCCGGCGCGUUACGGUGCGCAUGAAUCGCAUUCUCAUUGCGCGUGCACGUGUAUUUUUUAAGCCGGGCGAGAGCACCAAUUUUUUCGCAUGUUUCGCGACGGUCCAACACGUGGAACCAACACCUUCUACAAGCGCGAGUAGCUACCGUUAACGCGUUGACGUUGACUCGCACUACCCAGCGAGACGUAUUUAACAAAUGAGCACAGCGAUCUUGUAGCGUUCGACGGAUGAAACGAUUAACGACUCGAGUGAAACUCGAAUGGGGAGGUAGAUACGAGUCGACAGCUCGAAAGGAUAUUAAUCUUUGGUUCGUCGCGUCAUAGCGAUCCGCAGCGAUCUAAACUCAGCGGACAAGCAUGCUUCUCUAGAGAGAUCUGCUAUCUUGGACGGAACAAUAAGGGUCUGCGCAGAAUAGCUGUCUUAUACUCUCAAGACAACCUUAAGACAAUGUUUUAUGUUUUAAGCCUUUGUUUUGAGGUAACGCACAAUAACUGUACGCUAUGUCUUAUGUCUUCAGAGUACAAGACAGCCAUUCUGCUC